AUGCUUCCCCAUAUCAUAAAUGCGGUCAUCAUCACCUCAGCAUCUUCGUCCGCCAACGCGUUCCUCAAACAAGCUCCUCUCAUCUUCCUGAAGUGUACAAGCCGUGGAAUUCCAAUCUAUGGUAUUGCCUUCACCACCAUGUGGAGCGGCCUGGCUUAUAUGUCUGUAUCUGCAGGCGCGAGCGAAGUGUUUUCUUGGUUCCUCACCCUCGGCACUAUUGCCGCGCUCUUUACAUGGUGUAGCAUUACCAUUGCGUACCUACGCUUUCGACAAGCUUUGGCGAAGCAAGGCGUUGACCGCAAUACCCUCGUUUUCAAGUCAAAAUUCCAGCCGUACAUUGCAUGGUUUGCUUUGUGCUAUUUCGCCAUGAUUAUUUUGUUCAGCGGUUGGGAAGUUUUCACUAAGGGUAACUGGUCUGUCCAGGGAUUCAUCACAUAUUACCUUGGAAUCCCGGUUUACUUUGGCUUCAAGGCCGCUCUAGACGCUACGAUAUGGCCCGAGUAG
This is a messenger RNA of Mytilinidion resinicola, 504 nucleotides long. RefSeq lists its product as uncharacterized. Gene Ontology annotation, molecular function: amino acid transmembrane transporter activity. Gene Ontology annotation, biological process: amino acid transmembrane transport. Lineage: Eukaryota; Fungi; Ascomycota; Dothideomycetes; Mytilinidiales; Mytilinidiaceae. The transcript has 3 exons. The record is from RefSeq and is a predicted model, not a curated record. The coding region runs from base 1 to 504 and encodes 167 amino acids. Gene Ontology annotation, cellular component: membrane.